This is a messenger RNA of Adineta steineri, 879 nucleotides long. The record is from the annotation of a GenBank genome assembly. NCBI's taxonomy places the organism in Eukaryota, Metazoa, Rotifera, Eurotatoria, Adinetida, Adinetidae.
AUGACACAUCAUGAUUAUAAUUAUUUACAUCAACUUCGAUAUCGAUGGCAAAAAGAACAACAACUCAUUCGAAAAAAAUAUCAAAUUCCAUAUAAUAUGAUAUACUCAUUUACACAAUGUUCUACGAAAUCUUUAUUUAAUACUAAAAAAACUAUUAUAACAGAUGACAAUCAGAAAACAAGAAACUUUCGACUUGAUAAUCUCAAUAUACCACCGAUGUAUUGUUCGAAAUGUUGUUUAUAUAUUACAGAAUGUUCAUGUAUAAACGGACUAGGUCAAUGGUGGAAAAAUUUACAAACUAAAUCACAAUCAACAGAUAAAAUCUCAAAACUAUCGUCAAUGAAUUCACUUCAUGAUCGACAUGUUAAUUUUGAUUCUAAUUCAAUCGAUUUCUCAUCUAGUGAUAAGAAAAAAUCUCAAAAAUUAAACUCUAAUAAACAAUAUUAUGCUAUACUCAAUUGGAAUAAUCGACAAUCUCUUCUUAAUUUUCUUCAAACAAUUAAAUGUAAUAAAAAAUUCUCAACUAUGACAAUUGAACAACUACAUGAAUUUAUCAAUAAUAAUGAUCAUAUUCAUAUAUUCAACUCAAUUAAUGAUUUAAUACUUUUUAUAAAAAAAGAAAAUCAUUUUCAAACACUAUUUCAUCAAAUUUAUAUCGAAUCAUCUCAAUCACAAUUAAUUGCUGAUAAUCUCCAUCUCGAUCAUACUUUAUAUAGUAUAAAAAAAAUAGCUCGUCUUCUCGGUGUAAAAAUUGAUGAAUUCUCACAAGAAAAAUCAUUAACAAAACAUCGAAAAUCAUUACUUAAUCACCAAAUUUCAUUUAUUGCAUCAAAACUUCCUUACAACACAUUCCGUACGACUUCUACUCAUACGCAAUAA